This is a messenger RNA of Aspergillus homomorphus CBS 101889, 3348 nucleotides long. RefSeq names its product acetyl-CoA synthetase-like protein. The transcript is spliced from 3 exons. Bases 51 to 3242 code for a protein of 1063 amino acids. Gene Ontology annotation, molecular function: phosphopantetheine binding. The record is from RefSeq and is a predicted model, not a curated record. Lineage: Eukaryota; Fungi; Ascomycota; Eurotiomycetes; Eurotiales; Aspergillaceae.
UCCACAUUGAAUUUUUUAUCUGUGGACAGCUGACCAAGGACUCACACGCCAUGAACGUUUUUGGCACCUUCGUGGACUCCGCCACGACACCUCUUCUAGGAGGAGAGUGCGGAAAGCGUCUGAUACCCAAUGUCAUCGAUGCGACGGCCAAUGCGACCCCCGACGUCGAGUGUCUGUCUGUGCCUCGGUGCAACGGCAACCCUGGUGCCGGAUGGAAGCCUGUGAGCUGGGCGCAGGUUGCCAACGCUGUCAACUAUGUAGCGCACAUGCUCACUAAUGACGCCGGGACCCCGACACCGGGGUCAUUUCCCACUGUCGCCUACAUUGGCCUAGAAGACCCCCGGUAUCCCAUCUUCGCAAUCGGGGCGAUCAAGGCGGGCUACAAGGCUCUCUUCAUCUCGCCGCGCAACUCGGUCGAAGCUCAACUAAACCUGUUCGACAAGACAGAGUGCAACCUACUUUAUCAUGAAUCACAGUACGCCGCGAUGGUUGAGCCCUGGGUCAAUGGCCGUCCUGGCAUGAAGCGCGUAGCUAUCGCUCCGUGGGAGCAGUGGGUCACUACUCAAGUAACGCCGUUUGCCUACAACAAGACUUUUGCCGAAGCGGAAUGGGAUCCUUUUGUAGUGUUACACACAAGCGGCAGCACCGGACUCCCUAAGCCGGUCGUUAUCAACCAGGGCAUGCUGGCCUUGAAUGACUUGCACCGCUAUGUGCCGGAAUACGACGGCAACUUGCCGUGGCUCGCUACUUGGGCCAAGUUCCCCAACACACGAUAUCUCUGCAUUUUCCCAUUAUUCCACACGGCGGGAAUUAUGCCCACAACCUUGAUGGCAUUCUAUUAUAAUGCGCCUAUUGCAUUCCGGGAUCCGUCCCUGCCGAUUACCGGCGAUAAUAUCGUCGAGUGGCUGCAAAACACCGGAGCGGGGUGGACUCUCAUGCCGCCCGCGAUCCUGGAGCAAAUGUCGCGCUCGCAGGUCGCCAUUGAUGAGUUGAAGAAGCUUCACGCAGUAGGAUUUGCAGGAGGCCCUGUAGCUCCGACUCCGGCGAAUCAUCUGUUAAAUCACGGCGUCAAAAUGGUGAACGCCAUCGGAAGCACCGAGUACAUCUAUUUCCCAUAUUACAACCAACCCGAUCACUCACUGUGGCCGUGGUUCAUAAUCCCUACAGAGAUGAUGGGAAUUGAAUGGCGCCCGUUCGGCGAGAACACGUACGAGCAAGUCAUUGUUCGAAAAGACAAGCAACAUCCGGGUCUGCAAGGCUGCUUCUAUGCCUUCCCCGAGCUGGAUGAGUUCAGCACCAAGGACCUUUACCGACCUCACCCAACUCUCCCCAACCACUGGACGUACGUGGGUCGGGCGGACGACAUCCUUAUCUUCUCCAACGGCGAGAAGCUCAAUCCCACUACCAUUGAAGGCGCAGUCAUGGGCCAUCCAGGCGUUCUCGGUGCGCAGGUAGUCGGCACCAACUACUUCCAUGCAGCCCUUAUCAUUGAGCCCGCUCAGCACCCGAAGACCGAACAAGAAAAACAGCGGUUUCUUGACGAUGUGUGGCCGAUUGUGGAAAAAGUCAACACUGAGACGGUGGCCCACGGGCGCAUCUCUCGGGAUUAUGUAUUUCUUUCCGAUCCGGAUCGUCCUUUUCCUCGCGCGGGCAAAGGCACCAUCCAACGUGCGAUGGUGGUGAAGGUCUAUGCUGAUGACAUUCAACGGAUUUUCGCUGCCAGCGGUGAUGCGUCUGUCGUCGCGAUGGAUCUCAAUCUGACAUCCAAGGAGGCAUUUGCUGGCACGGUGCGCAGUCUGGUACAAAGUGUCAUUAAGCUGCCAAAUCUCUGCGUGGACCAGGACCUCUUUUCUGCAGGCGUGGACUCCCUCCAAGCGAUCCAACUCGCACGGCUACUACGGGCUAGUAUGGAGAAGACAUUGGGUAUUUCAAAUAGCGCUACAACUAUCGACACCCGCGUGAUUUACACCCAUCCCACAAUUGCCCAGCUAGCAGACUUCGCCUACUCCUUGACCAACGCCUCCGACUUACCUGAUCCAUUCCCAAACUCCGCUGACAGCACGGCCUUCUGCCAAGCCCUCUUCGAGAAAUACACAAAGAAUCUCCCCGCCCCAAUUCCCAACAAGCUGCAGCCCUCCAGCACCUCGCAAGUCAUUAUCAUUACCGGCACGACCGGCAAUCUAGGCUCAUAUCUGCUUGCCGCAGCCCUCGCCAGCCCCAACACCCACCGCGUCAUCUGCCUCAACCGCACCGCUGACGCCCUAGCCCGCCAACAGGCCGCUCACCUUUCUCGCGGCCUAAUCACCGAUUUCUCUAAAGCCAAAUUCCUCCAAGCCGACCUCAGCCACCCGAGCCUGGGUCUCCCAGCACAAACUUACAUUCAUCUGCUAGCCGAAGCCGAUAAGGUCAUCCACAACGCUUGGCCGGUCAACUUCAAUCUCUCUCUCGGCUCAUUCGAGCCCCACAUUCGCGGCGUCCGCCACCUCAUUAACUUCAGUGCCGCCGCGCAGAAAACCGUACCGAUAACCUUCGUCUCGAGCGUCAGCGCCGUCGAGAACUGGCCGUUCCCCGACCAUCCGGUCACGGAGCAGGCGCUGACAGAGUGGUCGCUCGCUGCAAUGGGGUACGGUCAGUCCAAGCUCGUGGCCAGUCGAAUCCUCGAUACCGCGAGUGAGGUUUCGGGCGUGCCUUGCCCCAUUGUACGGGUCGGACAGGUCGCUGGCCCUCGAGCGGAGAAAGGGAUGUGGAGUAAACAGGAGUGGCUGCCUAGUUUGGUGCGGAGCUCGCUUUAUCUUGGCUUUCUACCGGAUACGCUCGCGGGGCUAGAGAAGAUGGGCUGGGCGCCUGUGGAGGAUGUGGCGCAGGUGGUGUUGGAGGUGUCGGGUAUUACUGAGGGGGAGCAGGCGACUGGGUAUUUCCAUGCGCUGAAUCCGACGGCCGUGGAUUGGAGCGGCCUGGUGCCAGUUUUACGUGAGUUCUACGGGGAGCGGAUUCAGAGGGUGGUCUCUUUCACCGAGUGGGUGGAUGCUCUAAGUGCUAGUCUGGAGAAGUCUGAAGGCAAGGAUGUGGAGGUGAAUCCUGGUGUGAAGUUGCUCAGCACAUAUAAGGAAGCGGCUUUGAGCAACGGGAAGGGAGCUGGGUUCACGACUACCCGAACGGAGAUGUACAGUCCGACUAUGCGGAGGAUGGAGCCUGUUUCGCCGGAGUUGAUGAGACAUUGGUGUGAGCAGUGGGAGUUUUGAGGCGCAAUGAUAUCUCACAUCCAGCGAUAGUACGACGAUCUUUCGAUCGAACAGAAGAUGAUCGUAUCACCAAUUGAAACUAAUUCAUACCUCGUGAUAAAGUACC